Lineus longissimus is the source of this 2153-nucleotide messenger RNA. RefSeq lists its product as uncharacterized. The transcript has 13 exons. Gene Ontology annotation, molecular function: GTP binding; ATP hydrolysis activity; protein binding. NCBI's taxonomy places the organism in Eukaryota, Metazoa, Nemertea, Pilidiophora, Heteronemertea, Lineidae. Gene Ontology annotation, cellular component: cytoplasm. The record is from RefSeq and is a predicted model, not a curated record. The coding region runs from base 79 to 1761 and encodes 560 amino acids.
CCAAGCAGUCGAAAUUUUUCGAUUUCUGACAAAUUCGUUGUUAUUAAAGUGAGUUCUCUUCUCUGAUGGAUAUUUAGAAUGGCCGAUUGCUCUCAUGAAGAUCAGAUGGAAGAGUUGAUUGCUCUGAAAUCAAUUUAUGAGGAUGAACUAACCGAAAUCUCGACGAGUCCACCAUGUUUCAUGUUGAGAAUUACAGAGUUAGAAAAGAACCUCAAAGGGCCAGUAUUUCUGAAACUCACAUACCCUCCAGAAUACCCAAAUGUAGUGCCAAGAAUUGAAGUUCCCAAUGGGUCUAGUGUCCUCACUUCAGGCGACCACGAAGGUUUAGUGGAGAAUCUCAAUCUAGUGGCUGAAGAAAAUGUUGGUAUGGUUAUGGUGUUCACACUUGUCGAGGCUGCCAAAGAAUGGAUCAAUAAAAAUGUAUCAGACUGUCAGCAGGAUAAUGAAGUGGAGGAAAGACAGGUUGAAGAAGACACUUCAGACUUUCUCAGUUCAGGGAUAAAGUUUACCGAAGCAAAGACCAAGGGAGGAAAAUGGGACUACGUCAUUGGGUUAGUUGGCAAGCCAUCUGCAGGGAAGUCAACCUUCUUUAACGCAGCAACAACUCUUGAGCUGGCCAAGACUGGAGCUCAUCCGUUCACAACAAUAGAGCCCAACAUUGGCAAGGCUUUCUACACAAUUCCCUGUCCUUGUUAUAAACUAGAGAAAAGAUGUGAUGCAGCUCAUGGCCAUAACUUCAAGGGAGAUCGUUACAUGCCCACAUUGCUGAAGGAUGUUGCUGGGCUAGUGCCAGGGGCGUCCGAUGGCAAAGGAAGAGGCAACAGAUUUUUGAAUGAUCUCGUUGAUGCUGAUGUCCUCAUUCAUAUCAUUGACAUCUCUGGCUGUACGAAUGAGAAAGGGGAAGCUACCGUAGGUUACCAUCCCUCGCUGGAUGUGCAAUGGCUUAACAAUGAAAUAUAUCGUUGGGUUUAUGACAACGUCAUGGGAAAAUGGGAUGCAAUACGAAGAAAGCCAGCAAAAUUGAUCGAUAUGUUUACUGGUUACCGAGCCAACAGAGCUAUGAUACACACAGCCCUCCAGAAUGCUGGUGUCAAUGAAAAGGAACUGGCCAAGCUCCCACAGUGGAAUGAUUGUAUCCUGGGAAAGGUUGUGACUGAGUUCCUCAGAUUACGCUUCCCAAUGCUCCUAGUCCUCAAUAAAGCUGAUACAGACACUGCACAUGAGAACAUAGUCAGCUUACAAGAGAAGUACCCGACCAUCCCUUCCAUCCCAGUGAGUGCCAUCAGUGAAUGUGAUCUCCAGCAGCUACAGAAGUCUGGUGUCAUACGUUAUGAAUUUGGAGAUUCAAACUACAGUAUUCUAACCAAGCCAUCUCAGCAGGAAGAGUUCCAACUCAACCAUGUCUCUAAAGAUGUCUUUGAAAGGUAUGGCUCCACCAAUGUCCACACUGCUCUCUGCCAGGCAGUGAGUUUGAAGUCCCCAGUCCAUGCUCUCCCUGUGGCUGACCUUGAUACUUUAAAGUCGAUACGAAAAGACCGAGAGGACCCGGGGAUAUUACGAGAUUGUAUUCCAUUGAAGCCGGGAACUACAGUAGAUGGAUUGUUUGAAGUCAUGAUACAUUUUCCCAUACAGCUGCUAGCUGGAGAUUUUGUCCGUGCUGAGACUUCGGAUGAAAAUGGGAAGAAAAGACAAGUGCCAAAACAAGAGGAGAUGAGUGAGACGAACAAUGUGAUCAGGAUUAUGAGCACAAGGAGAAGAUAACACGUAGUCCUAGCUGGUUAGGAGUUAUUCAGGCAUGGACUUUUUGCCUCGCUCGGAAAUUCAGGAAAGUGUUAAAAUAUUUGACAGAAAUGUUUAGGACUUUUCAGCAAGAUGUUUGUUGGGUAGCAUUCCCUCAAAAAUGAAAAGUUGCAUGUUCCAAUGAUAACUUCAAGCAAAGACUGUUGUAUUCUCAAGGCUAAUUUGUCAUGGUAUAAUGGUGCGCUGUCUUUGUAAUCUGGCCUCAGAUCUUAGAUAUACAUGUAUUAUGGCAGUUUAACACUGUGAUUAGUUAACCACUCUAGCUUUACAUUGUCACAACUGCGGUUUUAGUAAUUCUUUGGUAACGGUGCUUUCAAAGUAAAGGUCUAAAUAUAUUUAUUCAAUAUACAUUA